Molecule: messenger RNA, 897 nt
Organism: Trypanosoma cruzi
Lineage: Eukaryota; Euglenozoa; Kinetoplastea; Trypanosomatida; Trypanosomatidae
Exons: 1
Coding region: 1-897 (298 amino acids)
Source: RefSeq, a predicted model, not a curated record
AUGUCUUCUAGUUUUUCUUUUUUGCCUUUUUUGUUUGGUUUUGUUUUUGGUCCUGGAUUCUUUUUACGAAUCACUUCACCCUUGGAGGCUUUGACUGGAAUGCAAAAAAGGAUUCCAGAUGCAAACAGUGUGGGGGAAUGGGAUUACAAACCAGUCUUGAUUCCGAGGGAGAAGUACGCAAAAAUAGCACAUGGGCGAAACAUUUUUUUGGCAACGUGUCUUGGUGGGGCUGCCUUGGUGUGGGGAGUUAGCCUGAUUCCACAGUGGCUGAUUUACCGCUCCUUGAGGCGAAUGUACCAGACAUAUUGUCGUGGUCGAGUGUUGGAUCUGACGCCAAAAAUAGCGGAUGCCAGCAAUGUCCGACUUUAUGAGAUGUCUAAAGCAAUUCGUGUAGAGUUUAUCGUGGAUCAAAAAGUUAUUGAUGAUGGGCGAUACAAAAUUGAUGGGUCCCUCCCCGAAGCAGUGCAGGCGGAACGACGGAAAGCCAUGACUUUGGAUUUUAUGGUCAAGAACGAUCACAACUGGGUUGGAAGCACAGUUGUUUUUGACAUCAUUGAAAAGGGAGAGACAAAAAUGCCCGAUUUCCAAAAGUACGACACUGUUGUGAUCCGAAAUGAGCUCUUGAACAGAAGUGAAGAUGAUGCGCGUCAGUUUCUCAAUGCCGCUUUGACUUAUGUCGCAAAAGACGGCUAUUUGCUACUAAUGGAUUUUGGGAGUCCUUCUUGGCCAAAACUACAGUCUUGUGUGCGCUGGUUCAACUCUUUGACGAGAAGCUCCAUGCACCUGACGCACAAUUAUAACAAAUGGAUCAGGGAUGAUGCUCGUUACUUGCUGAUUGAGGAACACCGAUGUCUAAUGGGUUUCCAUUAUGCAUUGGCCCUUCGGCCAAAAUCAUGA